AUGUCGCGCGUGCUUCGUCCGGACGCCAAGCCGUGGGCGCCGAGGGGCGGCUUCCGUGCGGGGACGCCGCAGGACGCGCCGUUUCUUGUCACGCCGCCGCCGCUGCCAUGCGUUGCGGCGUCAACUGACCCGAAUAGCGCCCCGCCGCAAAGUUCCACGGCCGCAAAGCUGUUUGUGGGUCAGCUGCCCUUUGAGAGCGACGAAAAGCGUCUGCACGACCUCUUCAGUGCGUAUGGCACGGUUGAGCACAUUCACAUCCUACGCGACGUCAACAACCGGAGCAAGGGGGCGGCGUUCGUCACGUAUUCCAACGUGGAGGAGGCGGACACGGCGAUCUUCACGCUGCACAACCGGUACAAGAUGCUGGCAAACCGCAUGCUUCAGGUGAGCUACGCCAAGGACAGCCCCCAACAUUUCCCCUCUUUGGUACCUACACUGCGCUGGCGGUGCACCAGAUGA
Molecule: messenger RNA, 459 nt
Organism: Trypanosoma conorhini
Lineage: Eukaryota; Euglenozoa; Kinetoplastea; Trypanosomatida; Trypanosomatidae
Product: RNA-binding protein
Exons: 1
Coding region: 1-459 (152 amino acids)
Molecular function (GO): RNA binding
Source: RefSeq, a predicted model, not a curated record